AUGGGUAAAGCUCAAUACUGCCACUUGAAGGACUGCUACGGUACCCCACCCCACUGCUGUACAGCAGGCUGUUCGAUGCAUGAGCAUCUGGAAGAUCGAGUUGCUCGCUCGUUAACGAGACAACACGGCGCCGCAGGCAGUAGCUUUCGCGAGCGCUCCCGCAGCAUUGGUCGUGCUUUCAGCAGCAGUGGUGGCGGUCGUGGCCGAGGUGGGACCGGCGGGGGAGGAGGCAGGGGCGCAGACAUGUCGGGCUGGUGGUAA
Molecule: messenger RNA, 261 nt
Organism: Baudoinia panamericana UAMH 10762
Lineage: Eukaryota; Fungi; Ascomycota; Dothideomycetes; Mycosphaerellales; Teratosphaeriaceae
Exons: 1
Coding region: 1-261 (86 amino acids)
Source: RefSeq, a predicted model, not a curated record